UACAAAAGAAAAAAUGUAUGAAGAACAGCAGUUAAACACAUGGGAAGGCUUUGUGGAUUGGAGAAACAGACCUGUCUUAAAAGGCCAUCAUGGAGGCAUGGUUGCUGCCUCCUUUGUCUUAGUUGUGGAGAUAUUGGAGAACCUAGCAUUCUUGGCAAAUGCAAGCAACCUUGUGCUGUACCUGUCAAGAUUCAUGCACUUUUCUCCUUCUGAUGCUGCCACCAUGGUGACCAAUUUCAUGGGCACCGCCUUCCUCCUCGCUCUCCUCGGCGGCAUUCUGGCAGACGCUUUCUUCACCACUUACAUCAUCUAUUUGAUAAGUGCAGCAAUUGAGUUCAUGGGACUUCUGAUACUCACAAUCCAAGCUCAAAUACAAUCUUUGAAGCCACCAAAGUGCCAUUCAAUUGGUACUUGCCAGGAAGUUGGUGGAUGGAAAGAAGUGAUGUUGUUUGCAGGCCUGUAUUUGGUGGCGCUUGGAGUUGGUGGAAUCAAAGGCUCACUUCCCCCGCACGGUGCUCAACAAUUCGACGAAACGACUCCGCAAGGAAGGAAGCAGAGAUCAUCAUUCUUCAACUAUUAUGUCUUCUGCCUCUCCUGUGGGGCUCUAAUUGCAGUCACUUUCGUCGUUUGGAUCGAAGACAACAAAGGUUGGCAAUGGGGUUUCGGGGUCUCUACUGCAACAAUACUGAUGUCGAUUCCAGUCUUCCUCAUUGGCUCUCCCUUUUACAGGACAAAACUUCCCACAGGAAGCCCCAUCACAACCAUGUUGAAGGUUUUGGCUGCAGCCAUAUGCAAUUCCUUCAAAUCCAGAAAUUCAAACAAUGCCAUCAUGGGCAUGAGCACAAGCUCGUCUUACGCAACCGAAACAAGCGAGGGAGAAGACCAGAAUCCCAAUAAAAACACACCAGCUCAAACCCCAACACAAAGUCUCAGUUUCCUCAAUUGGGCACUAUAUGACAAGCCUGCUCAUCCAAAGCUGCAAUGCACUGUAAAGCAAGUGGAAGAGGUCAAGAUAGUAGUAAAAAUCCUACCUAUAUUUAUGUCCACCAUAAUGCUAAACUGCUGCCUAGCCCAGCUCUCAACAUUUUCAGUCCAACAAGCAGCCACCAUGAACACCAAGCUAGGAACCUUAAAAAUCCCCCCCGCUUCUCUCCCCGUCUUCCCCGUCCUCUUCAUCAUGAUCCUGGCCCCACUAUACAACCAUAUCAUCAUUCCAUUCGCGAGAAAGAUCGCUAAAACUGAGAUGGGAAUCACUCAUCUGCGGAGGAUUGGGACAGGGCUUGUGCUGUCCAUUGUGGCCAUGGCAGUGGCUGCUCUAGUCGAAACCAAGCGCAAGAACGUCGCAUCGCAACAUCGACUAAUGGACUCACCCCACGAGCCUUUGCCGAUCACAUUCCUUUGGCUGGCAUUGCAGUACUUAUUCUUGGGCUCAGCCGAUCUCUUCACAUUGGCCGGGAUGAUGGAAUUCUUCUUCACAGAAGCUCCUUUGAGCAUGCGAUCUUUGGCCAUGGCUCUCUCAUGGGCAUCACUGGCAAUGGGGUACUAUCUUAGCUCGGUUCUCGUGUCGAUUGUCAAUGGUGUCACAAGUGCAUAUAGGCACACUCCUUGGCUCUCUGGUGCCAACUUGAAUCACUAUCACCUUGAGAGGUUUUACUGGUUGAUGUGUAUUCUCAGUGGACUCAACUUCUUGCACUAUCUCUUUUGGGCUGCUCGUUACAAAUAUAGAUCAUCAACAAGGUUGGAAAAUUAGAAGAGAGCUUACAAAGUUUGCCUUGUUAAUGAUACUUAAUUAUUCCAUUAGGCUGCUAUUUAAU
This is a messenger RNA of Morus notabilis, 1814 nucleotides long. RefSeq names its product protein NRT1/ PTR FAMILY 4.6. Gene Ontology annotation, cellular component: membrane. The transcript has 5 exons. The coding region runs from base 14 to 1750 and encodes 578 amino acids. The record is from RefSeq and is a predicted model, not a curated record. Lineage: Eukaryota; Viridiplantae; Streptophyta; Magnoliopsida; Rosales; Moraceae. Gene Ontology annotation, molecular function: transmembrane transporter activity. Gene Ontology annotation, biological process: transmembrane transport.